Messenger RNA from Dufourea novaeangliae, 959 nucleotides. RefSeq names its product transcription elongation factor 1 homolog (gene Jwa). Gene Ontology annotation, molecular function: RNA polymerase II complex binding. The transcript is spliced from 5 exons. Gene Ontology annotation, biological process: transcription elongation by RNA polymerase II. The record is from RefSeq and is a predicted model, not a curated record. Lineage: Eukaryota; Metazoa; Arthropoda; Insecta; Hymenoptera; Halictidae. The coding region runs from base 216 to 809 and encodes 197 amino acids. Gene Ontology annotation, cellular component: membrane; transcription elongation factor complex.
UUCGGUGUUUGCUAUUUAACGGUAGAUAAGAGAACUCGCUCUGAAAUUUUAUCGGUUUUCCUACCGGUUUUGCAGUAAUUCCUCUCCAUUAUGACUAAUCUUUCACAGUCUGAUUGAUGAAAUUGGUCAUCGUCUAAAAAUACCGGGAGGCAAAACGAAAAGAUUGACUAACAUAAAAGCGUAAGAAUCGAGUUUCUAACUUAUAGUCGUGAACGAUGGAUAAAGCCAAGGCAAUACCUGAUGGACGAAAGUUACCACCCCUUCGGAGUUUAAACGAUUUCAUUCUGGAAUCGUCGCGUUUCCAACUACCCAAUUUUAAAGAUUUCGAGAAAUGGGGUAACAGAGUGGUAAAUAAUCUUAUUUACUAUCAAACCAACUACCUUUAUAUGUCAAUCGCAAUCAUACUUAUUGUAGGAUCAAUGCAUCCUUCAAAGAUAUUAUUUGGUGUAUCUACAGUGGUAUUAAUGUGGACACAAUAUCUUUAUGGAACCAUUGAGAAUAAAGAAGUAGCUAACAUAAGAAGACAAUAUCCAUUACUUCAACUUGUAAUGCUUUUUCUAUGCGCAUAUUAUGUGUUUGUUAACUUGAAUUCAAUUUUUCUGGUGUUAUUCAGUUUCUUAUUGUCAUUUUGCAUAAUUUUUAUACACGCAUCGUUGAGAUUAAGGCAUCUUAAGAAUAAGAUUGUCAACAAAAUCGAGGGGAUUGGAUUGGAGCGUACACCAAUGGGCAUUUUCUUGCAAUAUUUUGCAGAAGAUGUGACUGGUAUAGUCGUACGUGCACAGACAACCUUUGUCCAAUCGCUUCAGUAGUAACCCACUUUAACCACAUCUAGGAGUGAAUGUAAUUUACUAAUGACUAUUGAAUGCUGCUUUAAUUUAAUGGAAAUUAUGUUUCUGGAUGAAUACCACAGUGAGAGGUAUCUAUGUUAAAAUUUCCACAGCAAAAUAAUUAAACUGUGU